AUAAUGUCUACAACGUUUCUCUACAUAAAGGAGAUGUUUUAAAAAUAAAAUUAGAAUUAGUUUAACGUGGAAGAUUAGUUUAAAGUAGUUGUGGAACUUACAUUCUAGUGCUUAUUAUUAGUAGGAUGUUAAAAUAUCUCGAUUAUUAAAAGGAAUUAAUGAAAAUAUAGUGAAAUACAACAAGUUCUUUUUUUCGAUCUAAGAUUACUUUAUUAUUAAAUUAUUUAUAAUUGUUAAUGAAUCAUUUGCGAAUAACAAUGAUAUGCAUGAAGCAAUAACUGGAUUAGGAAGAAAUUAAAAUGUCUCAUCGUUUAGCUGAUUAUUUUGUUAUUGUUGGAUAUGAAAGAAAUGAUACGCGUAGUCAAAAUCCAGGUAAAAUCAUCCAGCGAUUUCCUGAAAAAGAUUGGGAUGAUGCACCGUUUAUACAAGGAAUAGAACUGUUUUGUCAGCCAUCGGGUUGGAGUCUUUCAUUGAUACAAGAUGAACCGAAAUACUUUAUGUCUGUUUUGACAAACAUUGAUGGAAAUCAUUAUUAUUGCGCGGUUUUAUCGUUUUAUGAAAAGAUUUCAAUCGUUCCAAGUAAACCGCCAGCAGAUGAAGAAGAAGAAAACAUCACCUUGAGUAGCAAGCAAAUUUUACCAUCCAGUUCAACAAUUACGCAUCAUAAUAUUAUGUACGCUCCAAAAUGCUUAGUGCUUGUAUCUCGUUUAGAUUACUCUGACACGUUCAAAAAUUGUCUCAAAACGAUCUAUACUGUAUAUUUGGAGAAUCUGCCGUUUAUGAUUGAAACUCUCAUUGGAAAUAUUCUCGGAUGUAUUCAAAUUCCCAGUGCCGGCGGUCCUCAAGUGCGAUUCUCAAUCGGAGCUGGUGAUAAACAAGCCCUACAACCCCCUCUCUCUACAUCAUUGCCAGUCACUGGAAACUGUGUUCGAAUGCUGUUCAAGCAAUUAGGAAUGAAGAAUGUUUUGCUCUUGUAUUGCGCUGCAAUGACAGAACACAAAAUCCUCUUUCAUUCAUCAAGCUACUCUAGACUUACAGAAAGCUGUCGUGCACUAACGGCUUUAAUGUAUCCAUUACGUUAUACUCACACUUAUGUACCGAUCCUUCCUGCAUCAAUCUUAGAAAUCCUCGCCACACCUACUCCAUUUAUUAUGGGCAUAAAUAGUAAUAUGCUGAAUGAAAUUAAUGAUGUGCUCGAUGUAAUCGUAGCCGAUUUAGAUGGCGGUUCUAUUCACAUACCAGAAUCUCUUAUUAUUCCCGUAUCUCGACUUCCGCCUGUUCUAUGGGAUAAUACAAAUUAUUCAUUGACAGUCAUUUUACAGCCAGAAUUAGCUGUUGCAGACAAUGCUUUCUCAAAAAGUAAUGCAACUUUCAAUGAGAAUCGCAAUCAGGAACUAAUUGAUAAAGAAAUUCGAGCUGUUUUCAUGAGAAUAUUCGCUCAAUUAAUGCAAGGAUAUCGAUCAUGUUUAACGAUCAUAAGAAUUAAUCCAAAGCCAGUUAUAGAAUUUCAUAAGGCAGCAUUUUUGGGAUCACGAGAUGUUUCUGAUAUUGACUUUUUAGCCAGAGUUUUGGACAGUAUGUUCUUUACAACAUUUGUAUCUGAACGAGGACCAUCAUGGCGAUCGUGGGAUGCAUUUGAUGAGCUAUAUAAUGCAAUGCCUGAAUUAUUAAAAUCAGAGAAUAUUGAAAGAACUUUAAUUCUCCAGCACAUCCAAAAAUUGGCUGAAAAACUCUACAUAAAUGAAAAUCCUAAUCCCCAGAGUUAUCCAGAAAAGAUAUUAACGCCUCCCGAUGGCGCGUUCUCAAGAAUUCAUCAUCCAGAAUUUCCAAAAAUUGAAUCCAGUAAGGUCCAAUUGAUAAUUAAUGAAGGAAUCAAUAAGAAUGAUCUUCAAUCAAAACUACAAUCGUAUCGAAAUAAUCCACGAAUUGUACCAAUUGGUCCGCCACUUCCAAGCUUUAAUGAUGGACGACUGACAGUAACGCAUGCUGCUCGAAAAAUGGAAGUAAUUAAAAAUUGUGUAAAUAACAUCUUUGAGAAUAAGAUUUCAGAUGCACGAAAAAUAUUCCCUGCUGUUAUACGAAUCUUAAAGCAACGCGAUGAUGCAAGACUGUUUCUAUGCAGAGAACUGGCAAACUUUGUACAAGGAUCUAAUAAAGCUACUCUCGAGCACGCACAAUUUGAUCUUGUCUGUAAGCUCAUGAAUCGAUCAUUACAAGAUGAAUCACCAAAAUAUCAAUAUGACAUUGCAGCAAACAUACUGCCAUUAUCAGUCUCAUUUUGUCGUAAGCUAAGUCCAACGGUUAUGCAGUUUGCUUACAGUUGUAUUCAAGGUCACGCAAUUUGGAAGACUCAGGCAUUUUGGGAGCAAGCAUUCUAUCAAGAAGUUCAAGCUAACGUUAAGAAUCUUUAUGUAAAUAAGCCAAUAGACAGAAAUAGCUUUUUUAAUGAGUCAGUUCAUAGUUUAAUGAAUGAGUAUAGAACUUCAUCGGAGCCAUCGGCAUUAGAAAUUGCUGCAAAACAAAUGAUGGAAUGGCCUUCAAUGGAUGCUGCAAAGCAAAAAGAUUUAGUCAUUUCCGAGGAACAGAUUUUGUAUAGUCAAGCUUUACAUUAUGCAAAUCGUAUGAUUUCAUUGCUGAUUCCAUUGGACGUAAGGUCCAAUACAAAAAUCAAAAAAAUUACUAAACAUGUUGAGGACAAUGCCAGUUUUUCAAAUAGUGUUUUAGAGUCCAGAAGUGAUCAAUCAACUGAUGGAUAUGAAGACCGAGAUGCCAGUGAAGUUGAACAGACAGUCAUUCGUCAAGUCUGUAAAUUUAUCGAUAAAGUGUGCAAUGAAGGAGGCGUUUCACCUGACAACAUACGCAAGCUUCACUCAAUUAUAGGUGGACUAGUUGAUAUGCAGUGUGAGACUUUAGAUGUCGUUUGUCGAGAAUCGAAACGAAUACCACCAGUUCAAAAACCAAAAAUUCAAUAUCCAACACUUUUGAGCGGAGAAGACAUUAUGGGAGAUGCAUUAAGAGCAAUUUUACUCGUUGAUGGACGAGAGGAAACAAUAAGUCCGUUGCUGCCAGCUGAAGGCGCUUUGUUCUUGACAAAUUAUCGAGUAAUUUUCAAAGGACUUCCAAUAGAUUCUCUAACAUGUGAGCAAAGCGUCAUUCGAUCAUUUCCAGUGGCUUCUUUGACUAAAGAGAAGCGUAUUUCUGGAAUUUUAUCCAACGAACAGGUUCUUCCCGAUGGUUUACAGCUUAGAUCCUCAACUUUUCAACUUAUUAAGGUGGCAUUCGAUGAAGAAGUAUCGCACGAAACAAUUGAAAUUUUUAGAAAGAGUCUGAAUCGAUUGAGACAUCCAGAAGAUGAAUUUGGACAUUUUGCGUUUGCUAAUCAUUUGACAUUUGCUGCAAAACCUAAAUAUCCAAAAGUAAAGGAAAAGAAUUCAACGUUAAAAGUUUUUGCAAAACAAACGCUUUUGAGGACGGCAAAGAAAGCUGGUAUCAAAACAGGCAAAAGUUCAUCCAACAAGCGAAAGUAUAUAUUUAGUGGAAUUAAUGAAGUUGAACAAUUUUAUAAUAAUCCAGCUAAUAAUAAUAAUAAUAAUGUCGAAAAUAGUGACGAUGACGAUAAUGCUUCAGAGGAAACGGAACCAAAUCCCAAAUUUACUGUUAAAGAUGUAGAAAAAUUGAAGGACAGAAGCUUUGUUAAAGAUUGGCAACGAUUGAACUUGACAUUAAAUGGAUACAGAUUAUCAUCAAUAAACUGCAAUUAUAGCCUGUGUCGAACAUAUCCAGCAAUGAUUGUUUGUCCAAAACAAAUAACUGAUGAUCAACUAAGAUCCUUGGCAAAAACUUAUAAGAAUCAAAGAGUUCCAAUUCCAACUUGGCGUCAUUCUAAUGGUGCUGUUUUGUUAAGAAGUGCUUUGUCAUUGGCUAAAAGUGUAAUGGGAAUGCUUAAAUCUGGAUCUGCAAAUACAUCUGUAGAAGGAAAAAUUGAUGGACUUCAGGAUCAAGACAGAUAUUUCUGCUCAAUGAUUCCACAUCAUCAGCAAUUGCAGCAGCACAUGAGUCAUGCAAAUAUCCUUAGUUCCGAGUCUAACAUUUCGAUAGAUUCACUUUUAGGACCAAAAGCACAUUUAACGCCAUUAAGUAACCGUCGAAAUGAUGGUGCUGGAAUGAGAAUGAUGAAUCAAAAGCCAAGCAAUAAAUGGGAAUCAUUAAAACGUGGCGGUGCACAUUACAAUCAAUAUGAUGAUCAUUUUACAAUUCAAGCACCGACUAGAGUUCCUUUAUACAUUCUCAGUGAACGAUCACAAUCAAAAUCUGUUAAAUUAUCGGAAUUAGGCGUUGAGUACAUACCAGUAUGUUAUAAUGACAAUCGUCAUUCUCGUGAAGCAUUUAAGAAAUUAAUGCGGGCUUGUCUUCCAUCUACAAUCAUCAAUGAACCGGAUCAUACUUUCUUAAAACUCAUUGAACAUUCUGAGUGGCUUGAUCAAAUCCGAAAUUUGUUACAACUCAGUGGAACGGUUGUCGAUUUAAUUGACAUCCAUGAAGCUAGUGUAAAUAUAGCAUUUGAGGAUGGGUGGGAUGUAACUUGUCAAGUUUCGUCCUUAGCGCAGAUUUGUCUUGAUCCAUACUAUAGAACAAUUGAUGGCUUCAGAGUUUUAAUUGAGAAAGAAUGGCUCGCUUUUGGACACAGAUUUGGACAUAGAAGCAAUUUGAAACAAAACAGCAGUGCUUUUGCACCCAUCUUUUUACAAUUCCUUGAUGCUGUUCAUCAAAUUCAACACCAAUUCCCCUUAUCAUUCGAGUUUAAUGAAUAUUAUUUGAAAUUCUUAGCAUAUCACUCCGUAUCAUGUCGCUUUAGAACCUUCCUUUUUGACUCCGAGUUCGAACGCUCUGAUUUGGGAAUAACAGCAGUCGAAGAUAAGCGUGGAUCACUGAAUUCUCACAAGCAUAUGGUAGAAACAGGAAAUAAUUCAGAUGAUGAGAGCCUUUUAUAUCCAGGCGGUUUGAGAAAUUCUAAUACAAAUCAACCCAAAUUGGGCGUUUCGAUAUUUGAUUAUAUUGAAAAGCACCAUGUACGAACACCAGUAUUCUAUAAUUUUAAAUAUACUACUAAUCCAAAUCAGCAAGUAUUAAGGCCACAAAGCUCUAUUAAUAUGUUAGAAGUAUGGGAUUUUUAUACAAAUGAAGAAUUAGCACAAGGACCAAGUUAUGACUUGGAAUUAAUUGGAUCUGAAGUGAUAGACGAGGAAACGGAAUACUCAUUAAAGCAACCAAAGAGAAAAGUAGUGACAGUUGGUUACGACAAUAUUUACAGAAAUGAAUCAGAUGCGUUUACAAUUUUGUUGGAAGAUUUAAAGCAAGCAGAAGCAGAACGUGGUAUAUUACCACAAAAAUGGAAACAAGUUUGGGAUAAGUUGGAAUUACCUCUCUCUGAAUCUUUGACCGACAAGAUGAAUGUCUUAUCAAUUGGCAAUCUUGGUCGAUCUCAUGGACGAAAUAUGCACAUGACCACAAUGGAUAUUCUAAGACGUGGACAAAUAACUGGAUAUCAAGAUCUAUCACAUCCGCAUCGUUUUGAAAAGCAUGUUUAUACGACACCAAAUAACUGUUCAUUAUGUGGUAAUCUCCUUUGGGGUCCAGUUCGUAAUGGUGUACGUUGUAUGGAUUGUGGAAAUUCUUAUCAUGAGAAAUGUGCUGAUUCAGCACCGAAAAAUUGCACCAAAUAUAAGAAUAUUGAAGGAAAUCAAACGUUGAUUCCACCUAAGAAUCCAAAUGAUAUGCAAGAUAGUUGCAGUAUAGCUAGCAAUAACACAAAUGAUAUAUAUCGAGGAUUUGAAAGCAAUAUGCCUGAGAAUCGAACUCAUGAAGGGUAUCUCUACAAAAGAGGUGCGUUGUUAAAAGGAUGGAAACAAAGAUGGUUCGUUCUCGACUCUAUCAAACAUCAGCUACGCUACUACGACUCAGUUGAGGAUUCCAAUUGCAAGGGGGCAAUAGAUCUUGCAGAAGUACAAUCAGUUGGACAAGCAUCGAGCCCCUUCCAAAUGACAACAUCAAAGAAGAUUGACGAGAAAGCAUUUUUUGACUUAAAAACUGCAAAGCGAACCUACAAUUUCUGUGCAAUCGAUGCGUCAAGCGCUCAAGAAUGGUUAGAAAAGAUUCAAGCAUGUCUUCAAUAAGCAACUUUGUUUGCUCGCGCUCAACAAUUACGUGAUUCCCUUAUUAACUAUUCGUAUUUAAUUUUACAAAUUUAUGCCAAUAUCUUUUCCUAUUAUUGUUGCGAUUUAAUGUUUCUAGUUAUUAAAUCUUUAUUUGUCUAAAUGAGAAGCAUAUUUAACUGAUUUAUAUGAUGAGAAUAUAUAUGUGUAUUUAUUAAAAAUCGUCAACGGGAUUCCGCAUUUAAUAAAGUAAUUAACUUAUAAAGAUAAUGAGAUUAAUUUAAAAGAGACAGCUGAA
Molecule: messenger RNA, 6450 nt
Organism: Chironomus riparius
Lineage: Eukaryota; Metazoa; Arthropoda; Insecta; Diptera; Chironomidae
Source: the annotation of a GenBank genome assembly